UAAAAUAUAUCCCGUUUUAUUCAAAUCACUCAUCUCAUUCACAGAGUUAUUAUGGCUUCCAUGGUGCCUUAUCCUUCCAUAUCUACGCCGAGAAGAACCACUAUUUGCUUCUUUGAUUGGAACAAAAACCGCAGCACAGCAGAACAGCACAAGCCACAGCCCAAGUACCACCAUGACAUUACUCUCCCUUUCCCUAAAUCUCUGCUCGCUAAAACUCACCUCAGAGAAAGGGAGCUGAAGUGCUGUUAUCGAGCAUCCAUAGAUGGCUUCAGUGCUACUGAUUUUCACAUCCAGUGUGAUUUCAAAGGUCCUUGUGUAGUGAUAGGAUACACUGACAGACACUUUAAGUUCGGCGCAUUCAAUCCUGAAGGAUACCGUAGCACAGAUGAUUAUUACGACACAUUUGAUGCAUUUUUGUUCUACUGGAAAGAAAUUGAAGGUGGUGAUGAGGAGCCAAUUGUUCUGCCCAAAGUAGGGGGCAGCGGUGCUGCGCUGUUCGAUUAUGCGAGGGGAGGUCCUCAGUUUGGAGCUGAUGGACUACUUAUCGGUCCGCCGCUUGCGCCGGUGAUGGGAGGGUUCGCCGGACCUGACACAAACUCCGGCGUCGGAGAUCUCUGUCAGGCGAAGUCGAGAUUGGGUUUGUCUUAUGCGAGAAGGGAGGAUGGGAAAAAAUCUCUUUUUGGGAAUGAGUCGAGAGCUACUCUGGUUGAGGUGCAGGUAUUUUGCAGCCCACAGAUAGCAGAUUUAUAUUAGGGAAGUAGGGGAAAAAAAUAGAUCUUUAUGAAAGGAGUUUUUGGGUUAAUUGCAGCCGGGCUCCGUUCAUGAAGGAUUCUGACCUAACUUCAGCUCUGAAAGUAGGAGAGAGUGUUCAUGUGUUUGUUUCGUUCUAAUGGUUUUUGCAGCAAACAUGCUAGAGAUUGGCUCUCUCUCUCGAUAAUAGUUGAUAUUUUCAAUAAGAUUUUGUAUGUAAAAAACGCCGGCUGCCUCCCGCACUAAA
Messenger RNA from Phalaenopsis equestris, 997 nucleotides. RefSeq lists its product as uncharacterized. The transcript has 2 exons. The coding region runs from base 52 to 753 and encodes 233 amino acids. The record is from RefSeq and is a predicted model, not a curated record. NCBI's taxonomy places the organism in Eukaryota, Viridiplantae, Streptophyta, Magnoliopsida, Asparagales, Orchidaceae.